GGACACUUAACUUUUAGCUCAAUAUUUACCAUUCAUGCUUUCAGGGUAUUGCUGUUCAUUACCGUGCGUUGGUUAACCAAGGCGGGCAAAGCCCAAGGACUUGGUGGCAGCGCCUGCGCGUCACGGCUGUGCUCAGCUCAGCCCCGCCCGAGCGGGAGGCGCUCCGCAGAGCCUUCUGGGAGUUGUAAUUGUUCUGCUCUCGGGCCGCAGUAACGCAUUUCCUGUGCGCUCCUAAUAGCUGCCGUUGGCUGGAUGCGGGCUGGGAGACCGUAGUUCUGCGUUUGGCAUCGGUUACCUGUCACAGUUACCUGAGCUGGGGCGGGCGCCGCGAAGUCAACAGCGAGGACGGUACAGAUCUGGCUGCUGAUCAGGGAGGUGGAGACAGUCUUUCUUUAUCCCUCUGCUGUCCAUUCAGGAGUUAGAGCCACGCGCGCCGAAUUCUCCACGUUUCAGCAGUCCUGCCACCCCCGGGGGGCGCUCAAAACUGACCGUGGGAAUGGUCACCAGGGUUCGGACAGCUGCUAUCUGGGUCCCACCUCUCCAAGAACCAGACAGCUCGUGCCACAGGAUCAGGAAGCUGCAAGGUCAGGAAUCCAUCCUGGGUCAAGGGACUCUUGACCAGAGGAGGACCAUUGGAGGACCCAGGCAGAGACCUAAAAGUCAGGUUCUAGAGUGGCUGUUUAUUUCCCAGGAACAGCUGAAAACCACAAAGUCCCGAGAAUCAGUGUCAUUCAUGGAUGUGUUUGUGGACUUUACGCGGGAAGAGUGGCAGCUGCUGGACCCAGCUCAGAAGAAAUUGUACAGGAGUGUGAUUUUGGAGAACUAUAGCAACCUGGUGUCCCUAGGGUAUCAACACACCAAACCCAACAUCAUCUUCAAGUUGGAACAAGGAGAAGAGCUGUGGACGAUGCAGACCCAAAUGCCAAGUGAAGGCCAUCCAGACAAAGACUGUGAAAUUGAUCAUAUGGAACAUCAUCAGGAAAAUAAAGGCAAGCUAGCAAAAGGCUUUGAAUGCACUGAAUUUGGAAAACUAUGUCAUAAUACAAAAUAUGUUUCUUCAAGACAAAAGCUUCAUAAAUGUGGCACACAUGGAAAGAUUUUGAAAUACAGUACAGAUUUCAAUAGUAAUUAUGCUGCAAAGAAGUAUAAUGGGUUUCAUGCACAUAGGGAUUCAUUCUUCCAUUCUAAAUCUGAGCAAGCUGUUAUUGGAAUAAAAUACUUUGAAAGUAAUGAAUCUGAAAAAACUGUUAAGAAGUCACAACUCAUAGGCCAACAAAUGCAUGUGGGAGGAAAACCUUUUGAGUGUAAUUACUGUGGGAAGGCCUCCAGUCGCAAGUCAUACUUUGUACGGCAUCGGCAAACUCAUGCUGAAGAAAAAUUCUACAAAUGUAAUGGAUGUGGGAAAGACUUCAGCAGCAAGUCCUACCUCAUUGUACAUCAGAGAUCUCAUACAGGAGAGAAACUCUAUGAAUGCAGUGAGUGUAGGAAAACUGUCAGUUUCAGUUCACAACUAGUUAUACAUCAGAGAACUCACACAAGUGAGAAUUCCUAUGGAUGCUGUGAAUUUGGAAAAGUCUUCAGUAGGCAAGACCACCUCAUUUCACACCAGAGAACUCAUUCAGGACAGAAACCCUAUGGGUGUAGUGAAUGUGAAAAAGCUUUUGGUUUGAAAUCACAGCUGAUUAUACAUCAGAGAAUUCAUACAGGAGAGAAACCCUAUGAAUGCAAUGAAUGUCAGAAAGCCUUUAAUACAAAGUCAAAUCUUAUGGUACAUCAGAGAACCCAUACAGGGGAGAAACCCUAUAGUUGUAGUGAAUGUGAAAAAGCCUUUACUUUUAAGUCACAGCUUAUUGUACAUCACGGGAUUCACACAGGAAUAAAGCCCUAUGGCUGCAUUCAGUGUGGAAAAACCUUUAGUUUGAAGUCACAACUCAUUGUACAUCAGAGAAGUCACACAGGAGUGAAACCUUAUGUAUGCAGUGAAUGUGGCAAAGCCUUCAGGAGCAAGUCAUACCUCAUUAUACACAUGAGAACUCAUACAGGAGAGAAACUCCAUGAAUGCAGUGAAUGUGGGAAAACUUUCAGUUUCAAUUCACAACUCAUUAUACAUCAAAGAAUUCACACAGGAGAGAGCCCAUAUGAAUGCUGUGAAUGUGGGAAAGCCUUCAGUAGGAAAUACCAGCUAAUUUCACACAACAGAACUCAUGCAGGGGAGAAGCCCUAUGAAUGCAGUGACUGUGGGAAAGCUUUUGGUUUGAAGUCACAGCUCAUUAUACAUCAGAGAACUCAUACAGGAGAGAAGCCAUUUGAAUGUAGUGAUUGUAGCAAAGCCUUUAAUACAAAGUCAAACCUUAUUGUACAUCAGAGAACUCAUACAGGAGAGAAACGCUAUGGUUGUAGUGAAUGUGGGAAAGCCUUUACUUUCAAGUCACAGCUCAUUGUACAUCAGGGAGCACACACUGGGGUAAAGCCCUAUGGGUGUAAUCAGUGUGGAAAAGCCUUUAGUUUGAAGUCACAGCUUAUUGUACAUCAGAGAAGUCACACAGAAGUGAAGCCCUAUGGAUGCAGUGAAUGUGGCAAAGCCUUCAGGAGCAAGUCAUACCUCAUUAUACACAUGAGGACUCAUACAGGAGAGAAACCCCAUGAAUGCAGUGAAUGUGGGAAAUCCUUUAGUUUCAAUUCACAACUCAUUGUACAUCAGAGGAUUCAUACAGGGGAAAACCCUUAUGAAUGCAAUGAAUGUGGAAAGGCCUUUAAUAGGAAAGAUCAGCUCAUCUCACAUCAGAGAACUCAUGCUGGGGAAAAGCCUUAUGGGUGCAGUGAAUGUGGGAAAGCAUUUAGUAGCAAGUCAUAUCUUAUUAUACACAUGAGAACUCAUUCAGGAGAGAAACCAUAUGAAUGUAACAAAUGUGGGAAAGCCUUCAUUUGGAAGUCACUACUCAUUGUUCAUGAGCGAACUCAUGCAGGUGAAAACCCUUAUAAGUGCAGUCAAUGUGAGAAAUCCUUCAGUGGAAAAUUACGGCUCAUUGUACAUCAGAGAAUGCACACAAGAGAGAAACCCUAUGAGUGCAGUGAUUGUGAAAAAGCUUUCAUUAGGAAAUCUCAGCUCAUUGUACAUCAGAGAAUACAUUCGGGGGAGAAACCCUAUGGAUGCAAUGAAUGUGGAAAAACCUUCUCUCAGAAAUCAAUUCUCAGUGCACAUCAGAGGACUCAUACAGGAGAGAAACCCUGUAAAUGCACUGAAUGUGGGAAAGCCUUUUGUUGGAAAUCACAGCUCAUUAUGCAUCAGAGAAUUCAUGCUGAUGAGAAAUGUAUUAAUGAAUUAAAUCUGAGAAACUCAAAAAUCAAUUCACAGGAAAUAGCAAACUAAUAUAGAAAAGAAAUUGUGUAAGUGGAAAAAUUUCACUGUAUACCAGAAAACACAUAAUGGGUGGAAACAUGAAUGCACAGCAUGUGGAAGAGCGUCCAUAGAAAGCUAUUUUUAGAUAUUAAAAAAAGUAAAUGCACACAGUAACCCAGUGAAUUCAGUGAACUCCAUGAAAGUUUUCAGCAGCAAGUCAUACUUUUUUUUAAGUGUGUACAGGUGAGGAGCCAUGUGAAUGGAAUGAAUGUUGGGAAGUUGUUUUUAAAAAUAUGAUACAGAGAAAAUUCCACCAAGUGAGCGAAUACAGAAUACACUUUGAAAUUUAUAGUUUAUUAAACACUGAGACUUUAAUGAGAGAAAAUAUGAAACCAAUGAAUUGCAGAAUUACCAAAAUUCUAACACUUUAAGUAUCAGAAGCUCAUUCCUUAGAAAAACCAUGCUAUAAGUUAGGAAAUUCUUAAUCUGGAAAUGACAGACUUCUAGCAAAAAAGUGAGUGAAGAUCUAUAAAUGUCCUAGCAGGAAGGCUCCCUUUACUACAAUUUUGACUGAUUUUGAAAAAUAAUGACCCUUACAAAUUAUUUUAAAGGAAGUUAUGUUAUAGAUGUUCCAAACUUUUAGGAAGAAACUAUACAAAAUAAUUAUGUUAAUAAUAGAGAUGUUCAAAAGAAUAUGAAGUGUUUUUUAGUGUGUAAAUUAGUGUAAUAAUCAGGAUAAGAAGAAAAACAUCAUAAGAUCUACAGGGAUAUUUAGAAGUUAUCUUCCUCUCUGUACUAUGUGACUUUUGUGGAGUUUGGUAUUUUACUUGUGAAUACCACAUAUGACAGAUACAUUAGAUACAAUGCCAUUUCCAGGGAUUUCUAUUCUGAAUAGCAACAUUCUUUAUAACAAAUAUAACUUGUUACUAAAAUGACUUGUCAAAUACUACAAACUUCAACACUACAAUACUUCAUACUACAAAGCUUUUCUAUUAUUUUGUACCCAUUGUAAGUGAGUCUGGCAGCUACCUCUUUAGUUGUAUAUACAUCAGUAUAGUGCACAUUUCAUGUGUUUGUGUAGCUCCCUGGUUUAUACCCUCAUUUCCUUUAAGGGAAUCACACUGUAUGCAGUUAUGAUGGGAUCAUCACCCAAAGUGCCCUGCCAAGAAGUUGGCAUGAUCACCAAAGUACGAUGAAGUACUCUGGACUUUAAACUUUUAGUGGCCUUCUUAAGUAUAAAAGCAAGCUGAGCUUUUGUUCUCUGGUGGCAUCUUGCUUUAAUUAUUAAUUAUUUCCCUCUAUACGGAUUACCCAGAAUAGAUUUAGUUUUCAUUUUAACAUUCUAGUUCACUUGUCUUUUAUUUGUGCUACAUGGUAUCACUUUAAUAUGUUUAGGUGAUGCUACUAAAACAUCUGCAUGUAGCUACAGAGUCAGCGUGAUGGAAAAUAAGAAAGGAAUUUUACAAACAAUACUACACACAUAAAUUUGACAACUUUGAUGAGAUGGGCUAAAUUCUUUUUUUUUCUAGUUUAUAUGUCUUUUAUUAUGAGUAAAAGUGAGCACUUAAGAGCCAUUUCUAUUUAUUUGUGAACUGUCAGUUCAUAUCUUUUACAUAUUUUUCCCAAUGGCUUUUUUUUUAUUAAGGUAUCAUUGAUAUACAAUCUUAAUGGAGGUUUCACAUGAGCAACAAUUGUGGUUACUACAUUCACCCAUAUUUUCAAAUCCUCCCCAAACCCCAUUGCAGUCACUGUCCAUUAGCAUAGUAAGAUGCCACAGAGUCACUACUUGUGUUCUCUGUGCUACAGUGUGUUCCCCGUGACCCCCACACACAUCAUAAUGCCCAUCAAUCCCCUUCUGCCUCCCUCCCCACCAGUUCCUCCCCACCCCUCCCCUUUGGUAACUGCUGGACCCUUGGAGUCUGUGAGUCUGCUGCUGUUUUGUUCCUUCAGUUUUGCUUUGUUAUACUGCACAAAUGAGUGAAAUCAUUUGGUACUUACCUGUCUGCCUGGCUUAUUUCACUGAGCAUAAUAUUCUCUAGCUCCAUCCAUGUUGUUACAAAUGGUAGGAUUUGUUUUCUUCUUGGAUGAAUAAUAUUCCAUUGUAUAUAUUUACCACAUCUUCUUUAUCCAUUCAUCUACUGAUGGACAUUUAGGUUGCUUCCAUUUCUUGGCUAUUGUAUAUAGUGCUGCAAUAAACAUAGGGGUGCAUCUGUCUUUUUGAAUCUGAGAUCUUGUUUUCUUUGGAUAAAUUCCUAGGAGUAGAAUUUCUGGGUCAAGUGGUAUUUCUACUUUUAGUUUUUUGAGGAACGUCCAUAUUGCUUUCCACAAUGGUUGAACUAAUUCCCAUUCCCACCAGCAGUGUAGGAGGGUUCCCCUUUCUCUGCAUCCUCACCAGCAUUUGUCAUUUGUCUUUUGGAUGUUGGCCAUCCUAAUUGGUGUGAGGUGAUACCUCAUUGUGAUUUUAAUUUGCAUUUCCCAGAAAAUCAGCGAUGUGGAGCAUCUUUUCAUGUGUCUGUUGGCCAUCUGAACUUCUUUGGAGAAGUGUCUGUUCAUAUCCUCUGCCCAUUUUUUAAUUGGGUUAUUUGCUUUUUUGGGUGUUGAGACGUGUGAGUUCUUCGUAUAUUUUGGACGUUAACCCCUUGUCAGAUAUGUCAUUUACAAAUAUAUUCUCCCAUGUGCUAGGAUGCCUUUUGGUUCUACUGAUGGUGUCCUUUGCUGUACAGAAGCUUUUUAGUUUGAUGUAGUCCCAUUUGUUCAUUUUUGCUUUUGUUUCCCUUGCCUGAGAUGUGUUCACAAAAAAGUUGCUCAUGUUUAUAUUCAAGAGAUUUUUGCCUAUGUUUUCUUCUAAGAGUUUUAUGGUUUCAUGACUUACAUUCAAGUCUUUGAUCCAUUUCGUGUUUACUUUUGUGUAUGGAGUUAGACAAUAAUCCAAUUUCAUUUUCUUACAUGUAGCUGGAGAUGGACUAAAUUCUUGAAAGACAGAAACCACCAGAAGUAACCCAAAUAGCUAUACAUGUAUCAGAUAAAUCAAAUUCAUAGUUAAAAAUCUUCCAACAAAGAAAAAUUCAGGUUCCCUUCAUUUCGUUGGUGAAUUCUAUCAAACAUUUAAGAAAUAAUGUCAGUUCUAUACAAACGUCCAUAAAAUAGAAGUUGAUAAAUACUUAACUCAUUUUACAAGGUCAGUAAUACAUUGAUAACAAAAACCAGAUAUUCCAAAUAAUGAUUUUUUAAAAAACUACAGUGUUCCUCAACAUAGAUUUAAAAAUUCUCAACAAAAUGCUAAAUGGAU
Molecule: messenger RNA, 6629 nt
Organism: Manis pentadactyla (Chinese pangolin)
Lineage: Eukaryota; Metazoa; Chordata; Mammalia; Pholidota; Manidae
Gene: ZNF268
Product: zinc finger protein 268
Exons: 6
Coding region: 497-3370 (957 amino acids)
Biological process (GO): regulation of transcription by RNA polymerase II
Molecular function (GO): RNA polymerase II cis-regulatory region sequence-specific DNA binding; DNA-binding transcription factor activity
Source: RefSeq, a predicted model, not a curated record